CGGCCACACGGAAAUUCAGGGGCGGCUGCCCAAUAACAAAACCAGGUGUCGCGACUACCAGCAAGACAGACAGGGAGAGGGAGAGAUGGAACCGGUGAAGGAAGACGUAGAAGAGUACGGAUGGAGAGAAGUGAAGCUGCCGUCGCUGAUUCCGGUGGUGCCCCCGCCGGAACUCGGGAGAGAGACUGGCGAGAGGAGGAGAGGCCGUGACAUCAUUGUGGCCGUCGAUCAUGGUCCCAACAGCAAGCUAGCCUUUGAUUGGACUCUUAUCCACCUCUGCAGACUCGCUGAUACCAUUCACCUCGUUAACGCCGUAUCCAGCGUGUCGAAUGAGGUUGUUUACGAGUCAAGUCGAGCACUAAUGGAGAAGCUUGCGAUAGAGGCUUAUGAAGUUGCCAUGGUGAGGACUGUGGCUAGGAUCGUAGAAGGGGAUGCAGGUAAGGCAAUUUGCAAAGAAGCAGAAAGGAUACUGCCAGUAGCUGUGGUGAUGGGUACCAGAGGCCGAAGUUUACUUCAAAGUGUGCUGCAGGGAAGUGUGAGCGAGCAUGUAUUCCACAACUGUACAGCAGCGCCUGUUAUAAUUGUUCCUGGGAUUGGAGAAGCUUGAGAGGAACAUUGAACUGGUGGAACCAUGGACAGAUAAGAAACUGUAAGUCCUGAAGAGUUAUGCUAGUGAAUCAUAGUAGAGCUUGGGCAGAAGACAAAGUUGGUUUUGUCAUUUAUGUAAUCUGAAAUGCAUGGAAGAUAUGUUUUUCUUUUGAUAUUCUAUGUGAAUUGCACUGAAUAUGGUAUUGUUAACUGAUAUCUUUGUAUUAGCUGGAAUACUGUAAAUGAAUCUAGGAUGAUGGGUUUGAUGUAUGGUUCUGUGGAAUUUUUAGGUGUACA
This is a messenger RNA of Vitis riparia (riverbank grape), 885 nucleotides long. RefSeq lists its product as uncharacterized. NCBI's taxonomy places the organism in Eukaryota, Viridiplantae, Streptophyta, Magnoliopsida, Vitales, Vitaceae. The transcript is spliced from 5 exons. The coding region runs from base 86 to 607 and encodes 173 amino acids. The record is from RefSeq and is a predicted model, not a curated record.